GGCACAUGCAGCCCGGACACCGUGUGGAAACACCGGGACCGCAGUGGCUAAAGUGGUGAAAGUGGUUGUCUUUCCCAAGCAGUUUCGAUGUACUGAACCCUUCGUGGUGGGCCUUGCAGUACGAGGUGGUCCCAAGCCUUCUGCAUUCCAAAGCUUUCUCACCCUAUGCUGCAAGAGCCUUCCCAAGGGCCGAGGCCCUCCACCCCAUUCAAGGUACUCGUAUGUUCACCCUUGCUGUCACAGGACGUGUUGGAGACAGAGAAUUUCUGGAGUCUUCGCCCUUUCGGCGCUUUUGGAAGCUUCCCAAAGAAUACCCCCCCAUCAGUUGAGUGUAUUCAGCCGCAGCCGUGCCGAUGCCCCGUGUUCGGCGCUCAAGCGCGCCGAACUCAGCGGCGCCAUGGCGGAGUGGGCAUCGAUUGAGGCGCUGUGCUUCGCAGCCUCUUCAAGCUUGAGCCCCCGGAGUCUCGCUUGUUUGGGCCGCGUCGCGCCAGCACUGCGGAGGGCGCUGGAGCCGUUGGCCGAGCGACGGGCGAAGAUGGCCCGCUUGAGGGAAGCGCUGGCGAGGCUGCCGGUGCAGUUUCACUUCCCGCUGCACGGCGACGCUUCGCUGCUCGAGGACCUGGACGAAGCCCUUCGACACUUCGCGACGCUGAAGGUGCUCCGCUGGCGGCAGAAGGCUGGCCAGGCGGCUGGCUGGGUCCCCACGGAAGAGGAGAUGUGGCAAGUCUCAUCCCGUGGUGCACUGCGGAGCCUCCUCACCUCGAGCCAGUCGCUUCUGUCGCUGGCCAGUCCGUGCCGCGCGGAGUCCCUCGCUGCGACUGCCGCGAGUGGCGCGGCGAGUGCGCUGCUCUUUGCUGCCACCCUCAGGAGGUCCGAACAUGGAGACUCCUUGGCGCCCUUGGCCUUCGAGUGGGCCUGUGGCCCAGCGGCCGAUCCACUGCAGCUGGCACUGGCACUGCACUUGGGAGACCAUGGCCCCACUCUGCAGGUUGAGAUGAUCUCGGGCGGCUGGUCUGAGUGGUCUCAGACUUGGUCUUUGGAGGAUGGAUCGUUGGACUUGGCCUUGGGCUUGGCCUGGGACGGCGAUCAGGGACCCAUCAUCCUGCAUCAUCGGCUGGGUGCCAAGGGCAUCCCGGAGAUUGCAGGGCACACUGAGAGGCACCUGGAGCUGGCCCAUGGCAUUCGGACCAUUCCGCAGCUGUCCGAUGGGCAAAAGCUCUCUGCCGUGGUGUGCGUGAGCGCUAUCCGAUGGUGCGCUGAAGCUCCGCCCUGGCGGCCUCGCGAGAUACGCAGGAUUGAGGUUUGACGCGGCGCGGGGCUCGCAGCGGGGGUCGCUCGCGCGAACCGGGCAGUGGACCCUGGAGCAUCGGUGGAGCAUCGGGUGCUCGAGUGGCAGAAGUGAC
Messenger RNA from Durusdinium trenchii, 1403 nucleotides. Lineage: Eukaryota; Dinophyceae; Suessiales; Symbiodiniaceae. The record is from the annotation of a GenBank genome assembly.